AUGGAUCCAACAGCUGAAGUUGAUGGAAUGUCUAAGCUAAUCACUAACGAUGUUAACAUGGCUCAGUCAUCGGAAUUCCAUGUUUCUGGUCACAAAUGGAGGUUGGUGAUUUAUCCAUCUAAGAAAGACCGCACAGAGACAAAGGACCAUUUGUGUUUUUACCUUAGGAUCUCAGAUAGAAAUUCUCUACCUUCUAACUGGGAAGUCAAAUGCAGUUUCAAACUCAGCAUAGUCUCUCAGACUAAACAUGUUCAGGAUAUAUCCAAAUCGUUUGUGGAGUGUUAUAAUGCAACAGAAGCAAUUAAGGGUGAAUACAGCUUCAUAUUACACUCGGUAUUGGAGAGGUAUAUUGUGAACGACAAAGUUGUUUUCUGUGCCGAGAUCACCGAGUUCAAGGUCGAACCAAAGUUGCUUGUUACCUCUAUCCCUCGAACCAUGGGGACAGCGAACCGCCUUAACAUAAUGGAGAUGCCUCGGGUAAACUCUAGAUUUACUUGGAAUAUCACUCAGUUUUCCUCCUUCGAUGGUGAACAACAUUCGUCCUACAAGUUCACGGUUGGACCACGGCAAUGGAACCUAGUGAUGUACCCAAAAGGAAAAGGAGAGGGGAAAGGAAAAUGGUUGUCUUUGUUUUUGCAUGCGUCCGAUUACGUGACCAAUGGUCCAAAGGACAGUACAUUUGCCAUUUAUAAAAUGCGAGUUUUUGACCAACUCCAGCGCAAACACUAUGAAGUCCCCGGACGAGAUUGGUUUGGCUAUAAUGCAAGCAGAGGGAAAACCAAGUUCUUGCCGCUAGAGGAACUCUACGAUCAACGAAGGGGACUUCUUGUGAACGAUCAGAUAUACAUCAGUAUUGAGUUUUUACUUGUCCCCACUACUGAGUAUCUCUGA
Molecule: messenger RNA, 891 nt
Organism: Microthlaspi erraticum
Lineage: Eukaryota; Viridiplantae; Streptophyta; Magnoliopsida; Brassicales; Brassicaceae
Source: the annotation of a GenBank genome assembly